AUGUCUCAUCCUCAAUCUACCUUCCGCCACACGACCUUUGCCCCAGGCUCCAUCCUACAUCGUCGACGGACCACAAUUGCAAAGACAACUCUGCACACACAACUAAAGCGUCUUCGCGAAACAGGUCGUUAUGACUGCUUCAAACUAAAAUGGCAUGAUAUCUAUGGCGACAAGUCUAUGUGGCCUGUCCCCUUCCAUCUUUUCUGGGAUAGUGACAUAGCAAAGUGGAUUGAAGGCGCUUGUUACUUUCUUCAUGAUGAGUUUGAUCCCGAGAUAGACACCGCUGUCAAGGAGUUGGUUGAGACUAUUCGUGGAGCACAACAAGAUGAUGGGUAUCUAAAUGUCCACUAUACCGUGGUUGAGCCCGGGAAAAGAUGGACUAAUUUGCAGGACAUGCAUGAAUUGUACAACGCAGGGCACCUUAUCGAAGCCGCUAUCGCACACCAUCACUACUACAAGAACAACCUCCUACUUGAACCCAUCGAGAAAUACGUUGCUUUGAUCCAUCGAACGUUCGGGUCUGCAGACAAUCAAUUACACGGCUAUCCAGGCCAUCCAGAAAUUGAACUAGCACUCUUCCGACUUUACCAAGCUACUGGUAAUCAGACAGCCUACGACCUAUCUCGAUACUUCAUAGAAGAGCGAGGUAACAAGACAGGACAAGCCGGAGAGCACUACUUCGAGUGGGAGUCCAAGCAGCGAGGCCAGAACAUCUAUCAGAGGCCUGACAGCUACCCAGAGCAUGCUUCCCACUGGUACUGCCAAGCUCACAAGCCCAUCCUGGAACAAGAUACUGUGGAAGGCCACUCCGUUCGAGCAAUGUAUCUUUUAACCGCCGUCGCUGACAUGGUCUGCAUCGACAACCAAUCCCUCCAAGCCUCAUCAGACUGGAAGAACACACUAAACCGUCUAUGGAACAACAUGGUCGAAAAGAAAAUGUACCUUACCGGUGGCAUAGGGGCUAUCAAACAGUGGGAGGGUUUCGGUCGUGAUUACUUCCUUCCUCAGAGCACCGACGAAGGAGGUUGUUAUGCCGAGACUUGCGCCUCCAUUGCUGUCAUGAUGCUUGCGGAACGCCUUCUCCACAUAGACCUCGACGGGAGGUUUGGAGAUGUCAUGGAAUUGUGUCUAUACAAUAACGUCAUGACGUCAAUGAGUCUCGAUGGAAAGGCUUUCACGUAUGUGAACCAGCUUGGAAGUUCAGAAAGUGACAAGAGCGUUCGUGAGGAGUGGUUCUGGUGCGCUUGUUGUCCGCCCAAUGUUACGCGUCUGUAUGGCUCCUUGGGCGGAUAUCUCUGGGACUUCGGGAACAUCUCCGAGGGUGAAGUGUAUAUCAAUGUGCACUUGUACUCAAAAGCUAGCCUGAAGUUCGAGGUCGCUGGACAAGAAGUGUUACUGGAGCAAGACUCAGACUGGCCAUGGGAUGGGCUUGUCAAGUUUCGUCUAUCAGCCCCCGAGUCACUGAAGACCACAAUACGACUCAGAAUCCCUGGGUGGUCUCGAAGUCAGUAUCAAGUAACCCCAGAGCCAAGUCAAGGAAGCGUUAAUCUACAUAAAGGUUAUCUUACCCUUAACUCGGCUUACGUCGCCAAGUACCCAGAGUUCUCUUUAAGCAUCGGCAACUUCAAACCACUAUAUCUUGCGCCUCACCCAUAUACCAACCAGCGCACAUUAACGCUUACUCGGGGACCUCUGGUGUACUGUAUGGAGGACGCUGAUAAUAACUGGGAGGAUAAUCAUUUCAAGGAUAUCGGGCUAAAAGCGUCUACGUUGGUUGAUGAGGAGAGGAAGAAGUUUGGAGAUGAGGAGUAUGUUGAAUUGAAAACGUCCUGUUGGCGCCGAACGUUGAAUGAUGCCGAAGCUGGUACGGCUCCUGGUCCUGGUAGUGUAGUUGAUUGUGAAGAAAAUGCAGGUACAAAGAUGGAAGCCAUUUUUGUGCCUUACUAUCUACGGGCGAACAGAGGAGGCAAUGGACACAUGAGAGUUGGACUCAACCGUAUCUGA
Fusarium venenatum is the source of this 2004-nucleotide messenger RNA. RefSeq lists its product as uncharacterized. NCBI's taxonomy places the organism in Eukaryota, Fungi, Ascomycota, Sordariomycetes, Hypocreales, Nectriaceae. The record is from RefSeq and is a predicted model, not a curated record. Gene Ontology annotation, biological process: carbohydrate metabolic process.